AUGAAAAAGUUUGCCAAGAAGGGCGGGGCGGGUGCCGCCGCCGUGAACGACGACGAGCUUGAGCAGAACUGGGCGCCCGAGAGCGUGGAGGUCGACAGCAAUACGUCGGACGUGGAGGUGGAAGACGAUGACGAAGCAGACGAAGAUGGUGAAGUCGAGGAGGUUCAAGACGACAAGGCGACGAAGAAGCGAGGUCGCGACGACGGUACGGACGAAGGUGGGAAGCCCGCCAAGACGAACAAGAAGCACAAGUCGACGAAAGGUCUGCAGAACAUGACGCAAACCGAGCACUUCAAACUCGUGAACGAAGUGUACUCGAAGCUCUACGGGGACAAGCUGACGCCGGUCGAGAUUGCGAACGGGCUCACGGAAGCCCAUUUCACGGUCGUGCCUCAGUUCGGCAAGCACAACCUCGACAGUCUCUCGCGCUUCCUUCGCUCGAUCUGCCCCAAGUGGAAGCUCCUGUUCAAAGGCAAGGGCAUCAAGGGCGACUGCAGUCCGAUUCUCGUCAUCCUGUGCUCGUCCGCGCUGCGGGCAGUCGAAGUCGGCAAAGCGAUCGCCGUGUUUCACUGCCACGUAGCCAAGCUAUUUGGGAAGCACUUCAAGCUGACAGAACAAGUCGAGAUGCUCAAACGCUUCCACCCCAUUGCCAUCGGUACACCCGGACGCAUCAAGGCGUUGCUCGAGAUGAAAGGACUCUCGCUCAAGCACACGACGCACGUCGUCGUCGACAUGCACCGUGAUUCCAAGCAAAUGUCGAUUCUCGAGCUCAAGGACACGGCCAAAGACACGAUCGACAUCAUUCGGGACCACAUGCUCGUGCCGCUGGCGACAGAGAAGCUCUCGAUUGCAUUGUACUGAGGCGUUUGCACUGCCUCCCCAGUCAAUUGACGAAACUUUCAACGUUGCGAUCGAUUGUGUCUACCCAAAGAUCGACGUUGUACCCACUGCCGCCGCCCGCGUGGAGAUGGUGGCGCGGGGUUUCUUUCUCUAACCUGGCUAGGACGCCGCUCGUGCGGCUGCUUUUUGCUGCGCCAUGAUCUACACGGUCUCCUUACGCCCCCCGCCCGAGUCACGAGAAAUCCUUACCGCCCGGACAGCUCCUUUCAACUUGUCCCGCGCCGUGAACCGCCGGAGCUCGUCCAGAGCACUGCUUAGCUGCAACGUCGAGACCUGCACACCGUCGUCGAUCACUCGACGUCCCUUGAUCUGGAUGCUGUACCUGGCUCCCGACUAUCCACGGAUGUUCGAGCAACUGCGCGGCCGUCGCUCUGUGGCACAACAACGUCAUCGCGUGAGUACGUUUGUCGACCGAGAUCGUGGCGAGCGAGCAUGGAGAGACGAUCGGUACCGCUUUUUGUUGUCGACGACCAGCAUCUGCUUGAUAAAGUGCUUGGCGUCGUCC
Molecule: messenger RNA, 1405 nt
Organism: Aphanomyces invadans
Lineage: Eukaryota; Oomycota; Saprolegniomycetes; Saprolegniales; Verrucalvaceae
Exons: 3
Coding region: 1-861 (286 amino acids)
Cellular component (GO): 90S preribosome; nucleus
Source: RefSeq, a predicted model, not a curated record